AUGGAGUUGUUUCUCUGUUUCGUCACUCUGUUUUUACUAUCACAAUCUGUUGUUGCAUUGAGUAUAACAGAGAAACAAGAGAUUGAAUGUGCAAUGUGUUUAGAGUGUGAGAAUCCAUGUGAUCAGCCACCUCCUCCGUCGCCUUCCCCUCCGCCUCCUCCGCCACCACUAGAACUCCUUUGUCCUCCACCGCUACCACCGCCUCCACCCCCCUUAGAGAUUUUCUGUCCGCCACCGCCUUCUCCACCACCUCCUUCUCCUCCUCCUCCUUCACCACCACCACCAUGUAACCACUGCCCCUUGCCGCUUCCACCGCCGUUGCCGCCGGCUUGCAAUGAAUGUGUUCCGAAUAAGCCGAGACCACCGAUCAUUAUCACAGCCGCAGAAGCUUCCCCGACGAUUUCUGCUUCCAUCAGUUUAUGCUAA
Messenger RNA from Arabidopsis thaliana (thale cress), 426 nucleotides. RefSeq lists its product as uncharacterized. The transcript is spliced from 2 exons. The coding region runs from base 1 to 426 and encodes 141 amino acids. The record is from RefSeq and is marked reviewed. Lineage: Eukaryota; Viridiplantae; Streptophyta; Magnoliopsida; Brassicales; Brassicaceae.